AUGUCUCUCAACUUGGACGGUCAAAACGGCAAGGCCCCGGACCAGACCCCCGACCAGGGCUCCACCCGUACUCCCCGCGAGCGUCCUCUGGUUCAGGUCCAGCCUGCGCGCCUAGCUGACCUGCAGCCCAAGUAUGCGGCCCAGAUCGAUCAUCAGGACGACAACCCAGAUGCCCACGGCUGGUAUGCUUCUCUGAUUCACAACAUCGGACAAUGUAUCGGAUUCUGCGGCGCCAUCCCCUGCUGCGUCUGCUGCCCCAACCCCUUCAAGCCCGUGGACCAGGGCCAGGUCGGCCUGGUGACCAAGUUCGGUCGCUUCGAGCGCGCGGUUGACCCCGGUCUGGUGAAGGUCAACCCGCUCAGCGAGCACCUCACCACCGUGGACGUCAAGAUCCAGAUCGUCGAGGUGCCGCGCCAGACCUGCAUGACCAAGGACAAUGUCACUCUCACCCUGACCUCGGUCAUCUACUACGAGGUGGUGUCGCCGCACGUCGCGGCGUUCGGUAUCGCCAAUGCGCGCCAGGCCCUCAUCGAGCGCACCCAGACCACCCUGCGCCAUGUCGUCGGCGCGCGCGUGCUGCAGGACGUCAUCGAGCGUCGCGAGGAAAUCGCCCAGUCCACCUCGGAGAUCAUCGAGGAGGUCGCCGCCGGGUGGGGCGUGCAGGUCGAGUCCAUGCUGAUCAAGGACAUCAUCUUCAGCACCGACCUGCAGGACUCGCUGUCCAUGGCCGCGCAGUCCAAGCGUAUCGGUGAGAGCAAGGUCAUUGCCGCGCGCGCCGAGGUCGAGUCCGCCAAGUUGAUGCGCCAGGCUGCCGAUAUCCUGUCCUCGGCCCCGGCCAUGCAGAUCCGCUACCUGGAAGCAAUGCAAGCCAUGGCCAAAUCGGCCAACAGCAAAGUUAUCUUCCUCCCAGGAAUUAGCUCCAACAUGUCGGCGCAGCUGGCCGCCGCGGACAAUGCGGGCGAGGGGCCAAGCAAGUACGACCCAGAGCAGCAAGAUGAUGGAUUCCAGCGUGCGAUGAAUGCGCGCAUUGUCGAGGACAUUUAG
Molecule: messenger RNA, 1044 nt
Organism: Penicillium riverlandense
Lineage: Eukaryota; Fungi; Ascomycota; Eurotiomycetes; Eurotiales; Aspergillaceae
Product: slipin family protein
Exons: 2
Coding region: 1-1044 (347 amino acids)
Cellular component (GO): plasma membrane
Source: RefSeq, a predicted model, not a curated record